AAAUCGAAAAUACAUUAUGCAGCUAAUUCUGCAAAUAUGGCGUCUGAGACAGAGGAUCUGGAACUAGAAUCUCUAAGGUCUGCUGUACUUGCAUCGUUAAAACCAAAAACACAACCAAAUGAAGUAACUAAGCCUGUUACUGAUGCCGAGGAUUCAACAAAAGCGAAGGAGGAUGAAGAUGAAGAAGAGAGUCUUCGACUUCUCAGAUUAGCUGCUCUCAAAAGCAAAAAGGAAGAUUCAGUAAGCCACGUUUCAACACCAGUCCCAGGAUCUCCUGCUCACCCACAGAAUCCUCCGGCCCAGGAAAACCUACUACAGCCACAACCUGCCCCUUUCCACCAGGCAGGGCCAGGAGGUCGAAGCAACCUUAUUACCAUUCCUCUCCAGGAUACCACUGCUCCCCUGCAGACCGCUCCUGGCUCUAACAGUAACCAAGCUCCCAAGACAAGUGCCAACGACAGUGGCAUCAAGGAAGAGCGUAGCACCAAGUUCAGCCGCUUUGAAAGUUCUGAUUCCGAGUCAGACGUGGACGAAGACAUUUUUGUCCAGACCGCCAGCGACUCGGAUAAGAGUGCCAUCAGUGCUUCAGAGAGCGAUAAGGAUUCCGAUUCCGAUUCUGAUUCUUGGAGGACGCGAUCGUUUAGUGAAGCCGAAACCUCUUCCUCAGAAGCAGAAGCUGAUAAGGACAGAAAGUCUCCUGAAAAAGAAAGUGUGACAAACAAAAACCAUGAUUCAAGUGAUAUUGCUGAAAAGGAUGUAACAGCACAGAAAGAAACAAUUAAAAGUGAUCGCCCAGAAAAGAAGUCUGAGCGUGAAACAAGAAAAGACAAUGUCAGGGAUAGUAGAGACAAUGAUAGAAGUCAUCGAGACAGAAGAGAGACUAGGCAUUUAGAUUUACGGUCUCAACUUCGGAGUAAGGAAAGAAGUAGGGAAAGAGAGAGAAAUCAUCAGAAAGACACAAGAGACAAGAGGGAUGAUUACAGAAGUAGAGAUAGUGAAAGGGAAAAGAGGAUAGAGGAGAGACGCAGACAUUAUGAAUCAAGGAGGGGAGAUAGAAGGCCGUCUCCCGGAAAAUCACAGAGACACACGUCUGAUCGCCCGAGAAGAGAAGACAGAUUACAUAAAGAUAUUGACAGGAAUGCUCUCGAGGCAAGGAGACAAAAGUUUGCUUCAGGGAGUAGUGUGAACUUGAAAGAUAAGAAAGUUGUUCUCAAAUCAUCAGAAAAUGGUGCAAACAUUCCAGUGAACAAGAGUAGUAUAAAUGAUAAUGACGUUCAUGUACCUGAAAAGAAAUCACAAGAUGAUGCCAAAGCAGAAAAGCUUCCCACAGAGGGAAUUGAAAGCGAUAUUUCUUUGUCUAGUGUGGAAUCUGAAGCCGAAUCGGAAUCCGAAUCUAGUAGCGAUGAGGAAGAUAAAAAAGAGAGCGAGUCAGAGUCGGAAUCUGGAUCCGACGAAGAGGACACACGUUUUAAAAGAACCUUAAGCGAUACUAAAACGUCCUCACAAGCACCAACACAAUCUCGCCUUAUCAUUUCAAUGACCUUCCCCAAAGAAGGUCCACCACCACUGCUUCCACGUAGGAGAGCCAAUGACAUUGACCGCAGUAGAGAUCGCAGGGGACUAGAUGACUUACAGAGGUCCCGUAGACCUCAAGGUUUUAGGGACGAUAGGAAAGAGCGUGAUCGGAGAGAUCGCUAUCCCAGAGAUCAGCAGGAGCACGGUUCAAGUAGAGAGUCUCGAGACCGUGUACGAGUAGGCACUCGUGAGGAGAGGCGGCAUCCUCGAGACACAAAGGAAAGGCCUGAUGAAAAGGAUUUUGAUAACCUUCGGAAGCCUAGGACCAAUGACAUAAAUGAAAGAGAACGUGAUAUUAAAAAGAUCCCCAGAGAUAAUGACAUAAAUGAAAGAGCACCUCCUCUCAGAACUCCAAGAGAUGCAAAUAAUGAUGAGAAAAGGAGCAGACUGGGUGUAAGAGACAAUGGUAAAAAUUUAAACAAAAGAAUCCCUCACGCAGAACGCGAAACACGCAGAAACCCUCGAGAUACAAAUUUAGGGGAUAAAGCGGAUAGACAUAUUUUGCAGGACAAUAGGACUUUAAGCAGAAAGAUUGCUUCAGCCAAAGACUUUGUUUCAGAGAGUUCUGAAUCAGAAAGUGAAACUGUGAACCAGGCUCUGCGAAGUAUCGUGAAAACCGACAAGGCUGAAGAAGAUUCAAAGAGUAGUUCAAAGGACAGUAAAAGAUCAAAAGACAUUGAAAAGGAUGAACUAAAAGAGAGGAGAGAUCCCAAGAGGGAUGGGGGAACAAGAGAAAGGGAAAGAAAAUCAAAGCAUAAGCGAGAUGUCAAAGAAAGGAUAGGCAGAAGAAAACGAGAUGUAAUUAAACAGAUAUCAGACGGAGAAGCUGCCAAAUUGGACUCUUUUAAAGUUACAAUUUCUGAAGAUACUGCUGCCCAGAAGAAGAGAUCAGUUCUUGACAGGCUAGGUAGUGCACCCCCUGCGGACAAAGUCAGGAACUCGGUGAAGUCACGCCUUGGUCCUGUGAAGACGGAAGCUGCCGAUUCUACUACUGACAUUGCCCCUAUUGACCCAGAAGAAGACCUCUUCCCUGAAGAAUUGGGACCUCAAGGUGAUGGUGUGAAAAGGAGGAAAGUAGAAAUAAACGAUAAGUAUUCUAAUCCAACCAAAAAGCGCCUUAAACUCAAACGAGUAGAACCACCAGGUGAGGUGAAGUACGAUGACAUUAGUCUAGACCAUGAAAGUGACAUGUAUACUGUGGCAGAACCUCCGGCGAAACGUAAGCAGCUGAGCAAGUCGUUGCUGAGCCGGCUUAGCGAUAAACCAGGAACUCCGCUUAACUCAGAGGAAGCUUCUACAACUCUUGACGGUGGAUCCUCACCAGAAAUAGAACCCAUACAGCGGAAAGUCAAGUCCAGGGACAGUGAGGAUAGGGUGGAGAAGAAGAGCAAGUCUAAGAACAGGGAUAUGUGGUCUAGGAAGAAUGCGGAUGCUGCCGUGGAGGAUGUGGAUGGUAUGGACGAUGCUCCGCCCAAGAGGGAUAUACGCAAGUCCAAGAAUAAAGACAUUUGGUCUUCAGAGAGGAGUGUCAUCACUGCAAACCCUGAGAAGGAUGUUGAUGAAGAUUUACCGGUGAGGAAGGAACGCAGAUCACGGGAUGUAUGGUCUUCCAAGAGGAAAGCCGUCACCAAGGAUGCAAAGGAAGACAGUAAGGGUUCUAAGGACGAUGAGUUGGAAGAGAGGAUUAGGAUGAUAAAGGCCAAGAAUGCGGCCAUUAUGCAACGCCAAAAGGAAAUUGAAGAGGAAAAGAAAAUGUUCGGUGGGCAUAGGUAGCAGAAAUUCAAAGCAAACCCUCCUAUAUAUCGCUGAGAACUGCUGUAAUAUCAUGUAAUUCCACAUUGUUUGGAGGGGGCGGGAUGACUUCUGCAAUUUUUUCAGCUGCACCACUUAUCUGUUGAAAGCUUUUCUUAGAUCAUUUAAAUACACUGUAUAUGAAAUAUUGCUUCCUAUUGGAAAAAAAUAACACCUGUUUCACCCCAACCCCCAAAAAAUGUUUCAAAUUGUAAAUUUUUUUAUGGACAUCCUCAUUGCUGGUACAUACAGGCAGGGCUUGACAUUAGCAGUGGCCGUGGCAACCAAAAAAGAGUAGGGCCACCAAAAUUCUGAAAAAGCCCACACUUGAUGGUCCAGUUGGGCUACCAAAGUUUUGAUAAAUUGUAAUGUUUUCUAUUGUUUUAGGGCCACCAAGAAUGUGAAAUUGAUAAUUUUGGUGGACUAUUUGGGCCACCAAGAAAAAAAGUUAGUGUGUAGCCUUGCAUACAGGUGAUACAAAUGUGUAGCUUCUAAUGACGGGUCUGUUUGAUUAGAUGGUUGUUUGAGCAGGUUUUAAUCUUCUUCCUGGUUUAUUCACAUGUUAAAUUCUCUAUUUUAUGAAAAAAUUUGAUUUCAAUUGAUGCCAUGGUUUUGUACUUUUGCUAUUCCAUUGUCAGUCAGACGGCAGGUCCCAAGAAAGUGGCUUCUUUCAUCCAAGUGAUAUUCACGACUUGAGAUGUUUUGCAUAUUUAAUGAGCUUGAUGCGGACCAAAACACCUCUUUUCAUUCGAUCAUUGCUGCUCUAUUUGUGCAUCGAAUUUCAUGAAUUUGGUAUCAUUGUAAAGAAGAAGAAUCAUUCUUUCAGGUUAUGUGUUUGAAUUUAUUCAAAGAUUUUGUAAUAUAGGUUAAAAUUUUGAUCUAAAAUAUGCUACAAAACAAUUAUUUUCACCUGACAAAAGCUGCUAUUUUCACACUUUAUUUUUGUUUGAGCCCAAAUGAUUUUUAGAUCAUGAUAAAGCUGAAAAGUGUGAUCUUGACCCGAUUAAAAGGUGCCGCAUAUCAAGAGUGGCAUUGUGAGAAAGUACAGAAGUUUAGCUUUAUGGUGAUAUAGAUAUCAUUGAGGCUCAAAAUAAAAAGUUUUGCACAAUUUGCAAAAGAAAACAGAGGAAGAAAAUUCAGUUUUGAGGCACAUUUUCAGGCCAGAAAUUUACUUAUUUAACAAAAUAUUGUAUACAAAAUAAAUGACCAAUAUGAAAGAGUAACAUUUACUCUAUCUGAUGGUGCAAUAAUAUUUCAUUUAACUCGAGGUUGAAACAGGUAAAUUCUUAGAGAAAGAAAAUCUCACGAAUCACGAGAUUUUGCAAGGAGGAGGAUUCAGCCACGAGAUGAUUUGGAUGAAUCGGGCCUGUUUGCUCAUUAGCAUAGGGACCUGCGGUCUGACUGAUUGUGCAUCAAGAAAUAACCAUUAUAUGUCCAUGAGGGGUUAUAUUUGGAUAUUUACUAAAUUUCAGUGGUCUUUUUGUGUGACAUCAUAUGCUCAUACCAAGUCAAGCAUAACUUUAGAAAGUCAUGAAUAUGCACAUGUGGCAAUCUGUGCUAUAUGUAUAUAUCAACAAUCCAUCUGGUGUUCAACCAAGGUUCAAGCUAAUAAUAUCAGCACUUCAAUGUUAUAUAAACAUCUUGAUAUAAUCAGUGGUAUCCAAAAUUGCAAACAUUUAUUCUCAAUUGUCUGAAAUGUAGGUCUUGGUAUGAAUACCAACUUAAUUUGAUGAAUUGAAAUUGCCAUUGCAGUGGCUGAAAAUGACAUGACAGAUGUACACCCAGAUACUUCUUUCUUGUAUUUCAAGGAAAAACAAAUGUUGCUGUAUUGCUUUGUUGGCCAAUUGUUUGUGAUGUGUUACUUAUUGUGACAUGAAUAUUAAAUUUGCCAUUAUUUUCAUCACUAUUCACUAUUAAAGGAAAAAUGUUGAGGUAAUGAAGAAUGUCAUAUUCUAUUUCUGAUUGUUGUUGAGCUAUAUUUCAUUUCAACAUCCAGCUAGUCCUUUCAGGCUUUUCUUUUCUUUUCAAUAACUGUCCCUUGACUCCCUUGCUUUAUACAAGAACCCAUGAUUAUUGUAGCAGGUUCGUAUAUUAUCACAAUCCUUACAUGCUCUGUGUAUGUUUAUAUUCAAGAUUCUUUUUACUUGUCGGAACCUAUUUAUAAUCAACGCCCCCCCCCCAUCCUCUGUCUAUGUGCAAGGCUUGACAUUAGCGGUGGCCCAGGGCCACCAGAAGAAAUUCUCCUCGGGCAACCAUUAUUGAAAAAAAUGGGAAGUUUUGGUGGCCCGAAUCGGGCAACCAAUAAUUUCAAAGUAGUGAAAGUUUUCUCCCGAUUUUUCACGCAUUUAUCAACUUUCUACAGUUCAAAUUGCAAGCCAGUUCGUCAUGCACCCUUUUCCUUGAUCUACACACAAAGUUUGCACAUAGUCAUAACAGUACGUACCGCUAUAAUAUUAUGAUUUCAAUUAGUGCUGCUGUGUUGACCUGUUGGUGUUGUGGCUGGGCCAAUUUGUUUCAGCAGCAGCACAGCACAAAACUUCCUAGGACAGAUCAAACAGUCACAUACAUGUAGUGUUUAUUUUGCCAUUGCAAGUUCGGAGUUACCUCAUGGGCAAUUUUGGUCAAAUGACCUUUCAUUUCUUCAUUAUGAUAGGCAGAUUUCAAGCAAGAUAAUAUGUAAGCAUGCCUUACAUAGCAGGAUGCAGAAAUUGCAUAGACCAGGUGACUUAAAUGAACACUAUAUGAAGGUACAUGUAUUUGUUGCAUUUCUGCUAUGAAUGCGUUAGCAUGUUAUAUCAAUGUACUGUACUUGACCAACUGUGAAAUACCAGUCGCUAAAGGACUGGAUCUAAUGAAAAAACCCAAUUAAAAAUAAUAUAUGAAUAAUCAAGACAUCUAAGUUGGUGCUUAUCUCAUUAAAUAAAUAAACCGCCAUGUCACUUUAGUACAAAUGACAUUCUGAUGAUCAUGCACUGAAUGGAACUCCGAACUUGCUUAUUGCAAUGAAUACUAUAUAUAUAGGACCCCUUGCCAUGCAUAAAAUAUGUUUUCCUCAUGACUUUUAUACUUGGAUUUUUCACAAUAGCAAUCAGUGAUUACAGUCAAACCUGUCUGUAUAGACCAAUCAAGGGAGGCAAGAAAGUGGUCUCUAUGAAGAUGUUCCUGAAAUACAGGUUUUAAUGCAAACUAUUUAUCAAGGGAAACUAAAUCUGUGGUCUUUCUACUUCUCUAUACAGGCGAUUCUUCUUAACUAUGUAAUGAAAGUAGUGAAAAUGUUCCAUUUAGCAGAAUAUUGCCUUGUAAUAGAGUGCAAACUACUGUACUGCGCUUUUUUAUUCAACACUUCAUGAUUUGAUUUUAUGACAAGAUGCUUUGAUAUCCCAUUUUGCUUUACAUAUUCAUGUUGUGCAAAUAGCUUUGUGAAAAAUGCCCCUACAUGUACAUGUACAGACAUCUGUUUCCAAUGUACCACAAAUCUAGUAUUAUUUAGUAGAAUGUAAUAUCUGGGACCGGGGGGGGGGGGGGGGGUUUCAUCAGAGAGUUAAGUCGCACUUCAAAUUCCAAUUGCUUGCAGUAGAAAAUGUAUCACCGCAUUGGUUAAAUCAUGCUUAAAGGACACAAACUAUUGCACGUUAGAUAUUAUAAGCAGAAAUUGAAGUGCAAUUUUAUGUCACAAUUAUUUCUUUGUUAGAACACCAAGAAAUACAGUAUUUCUAUUACCUUGAUAUGAUUAUUGAUGUAUCUAAGCUGUAAGCACUGUCUUUGAUAAAGCAUUGUCGUAUAAAUGAUCUUGCAUCAGAUUUCAAAUAUUGGGCUUUACUCAAGAUUUAUUGAGAUGUAUUUGCAUCAGUCACAACUCAUUAUUUUUAUACCUAGAAUUUGCUGGGUUUACUUUGCAGUGUUUUCAUUUAAUAAUAUCUUCAUAAGAUGGAAUUGUGAGUGCUGCAAUCAAAGUGUAUUGGCCAGGGCCCUGUCUUACAAAGAGUUACGAUUGAUUGAUCCAAUCAAUCGUAACUCUGGAAAUCCAUCAGUGUCAUAAUUUGUUACAGGAAAUUUGCACAAUGUCCUUUUUAAACAGAGAGAAGCACAGUGAAUUUUCAAGAAAAAUGGAAUGCAUGUAUAUACAUCAUAGAAAAUAUUUUGAACAAACGAUGCAUUAUAGAUGUUGACGUUGCUGACCGUCCAUAGUUGUGAUUGAUUGGAUCAAUCGCAACUCUUUGUAAGACGGGGCCCUGAUCUAUUUCACCAAUAAUGAAAAAUUUAAGAAAAACUCUUCUAUUCAAGAGUUUUCAAAGAAUAUGCUGAUUCUUAAAGUGCUUUUUGUGUAAAGACUUAUCACUUCUAUAUGUGUUUCAAAUGUUUGACUUUUUGUUAAGGUGAAAAAUUUGAAAUAACAAAGAUGCCAAAAAUUUUCAGUCCAGGCAGGCAAAUUACCUACAAAAAUAUGAUUACAAUUUGUCAUAUGAUAUGAUUUGUGUUACAUGUACUUGUUCAUUCUUAAAAUGAACUUGUAUGAUGUAUGAACUGAACUGAAUGAUGUAUUGUAAUCUUUCAUUAACAAAAACACAAUAUUGUGUAUUAUAUGAAAUAACACUCUGUAUAUAUUAUUAAAACGUCCACGUUUUUUUCUUCAAUGAUA
Lytechinus pictus (painted urchin) is the source of this 8005-nucleotide messenger RNA. RefSeq names its product zinc finger CCCH domain-containing protein 13-like. The transcript has 5 exons. Lineage: Eukaryota; Metazoa; Echinodermata; Echinoidea; Temnopleuroida; Toxopneustidae. The record is from RefSeq and is a predicted model, not a curated record. The coding region runs from base 37 to 3348 and encodes 1103 amino acids.